Molecule: messenger RNA, 1332 nt
Organism: Trichophyton benhamiae CBS 112371
Lineage: Eukaryota; Fungi; Ascomycota; Eurotiomycetes; Onygenales; Arthrodermataceae
Exons: 3
Coding region: 1-1332 (443 amino acids)
Source: RefSeq, a predicted model, not a curated record
AUGUCUCAGGAGGCGCCAGACGAGCCGCCGACCAAGCGCCAGAAGUUCACACCUAUACCAGAGCCGGAGCCGAUGGCAUCAGCUGAGGACAUAGCCGUGGCAGAAGCGGCGGCGGCGGCAGCAGCAGCAGCACAAGGACUACACAGGCAUACUUCGGGUUCCCAACUCCAAGUGCGUCAGCAGCAGCAGCAGCAGCAGAAACAUGCGCAGGAGCCUGUUCCCCGGCCUACAAUCGUGGAUGUUGAGAGUGGUAAUAGGGAAGAAAUGUUGCAGAGUGAUGUCUCUUCGUCAUCCGACUCCUCAUUGUCAGAUGGCGAUGCAGAUAUUCCAUACUCCAUGACCAACAACCCUCACCCGACAGUGGAAGCUCCCUUGUCUGUUACUGCCAGCACACCCAAUGGCUCACAAAAUAUACUGCCUGCGCCCACUUCAGAGAAGCCAGAUGUCAGGGUGAAAACGCCCUCUACCCCUGUCCCAGCCUCCGUGAUAUUCCCUGCGCAAGACCCAUUGCCUGGCGCAAUGCCACCCCGAGGGAGCUCCGCAACCAAUGGACUCGAGAUGCAACCAUUUAUUUCUCAAGGGGGGAACUUGCUCCUGAACCCUGCACUUCGUGUCUGCGCGGGAGGGGGCCCUUUGAACAACACGCUUGAGACUAACAUGACCCCUCCAGAUCCUGACCAUAUCGUACUUGGCCAUGCUCACCCGACUCCUUCAAAGCUCGGGAACAAGAGGGCCUCCAUAGUUCCACGAACCCCACGCACUCCCAAUACGCCAUCGUCUGCUACGCCCUCAAAUCCCACGGCAAUUCGCCCCCUGCCUUUACAUGAACACUCCUUUAAUCCCCAUCGCAACACCAUCAAUGGAAAUGCUAGCAACGACAUAAGGAGCAACGUACACAACGGUGCUCGCGGUCACGACAACAUCAACCCCAACCAUAACCAAACCCAAAGCCAUAACCAAAGCCAAAGCCAUAACCACAGCCAUAACGUCAACCACAUGAACAGCCCUCAGCCUAACGCCAAUCAGGCGGCCGGUAAUAACGGAACACAAUCCGCGAAUAAUCUCCCGGUUUCUCCCGCGCAAACCAAUCCAUCAUCUGUUGCGCCAUCCCCUCCAAACCCGCCGAGCAACAAACCUCUCCCUCCGCCCUCCACUAAAUCUCAACCACACCGUACCAACCCAUUUCCGCAUCACUGCUACUUCAAUAUCCCUGAAAAGCUUAAUGGCAGCAAUCUGACCGAGGUCCUUAAAGCUAUUCAGGAAAUGGAAGCAGUACGAGCAAAACUCAGAGAGCGAGCUGCUUUUUUAGAGCAGCUGGGUGAUACCUGGUAA